Adineta ricciae is the source of this 963-nucleotide messenger RNA. The record is from the annotation of a GenBank genome assembly. Lineage: Eukaryota; Metazoa; Rotifera; Eurotatoria; Adinetida; Adinetidae.
AUGAUCGCUCCACAACUUCAUUUCUUGGCUGAUAUAGCUGAUCAAAUGGAACAAAUCACUCAUCAUGACGAGGAACAUGACCAAUCAUCAAAUGAAGAAAACACUCAUGAUGAUCAUCAACAAUUGUUAUUCAAAUAUCUAGCUGAAUCGUUGCAAAAACAACAGCAACAACAUUUACUGCAGCAACAACAAGUCGGACCCAUUGAUUUUUCCAGAAAUUCCAACACUAGAAAAACAGAUUCGUUGAAUGAUGAUGAUGAUGAUGAUCAUAACACUGAGGACGACGGCGGUGAAGAAGAAGAUAUGGAUCUGCAAGACAAACAGUCUUCUUCUUUGACCACAUCACCAGCAGUUUCCAUGAUACCACCGCUAUUACUUCGAAAUAAACACGGCAAACCCACUCGUCCAUUCAAAGCCUACCCACGUGAUCCUCUCUCAUUGCCACUUGGUUUUUAUUCACCAUUGGUGCCUUCGUCAGAUAAUUUAUUGAAUGUGUUAGCAUCAUCCACAGAUGAUUUUUCCAGCCAAUUCCGUAAACGUAUUCAACAAGCUCAAGAGCGCUUGCUAAAUCGCUCGAAAGAUUCGCCAACGAAAGCUUCCACUCAACCAUCAGACAAACUUCCUAGUCCAUCAUCGACAACCAACGCCAUACCGCCGAAGAAACGUUAUCGGCCAAAUACUCCACCACCAGAGAUUUCUACGUCCAAUCCUACUCAACAAGCGAAUCAAGACACAGAUACGAAAGAUGAUGCCUAUUGGGAGCGACGACGAAAAAAUAAUGAAGCUGCCAAACGUAGUCGAGAUGCACGACGUGCAAAAGAAGAUGAAAUAGCACUUCGAGCGGCUUGGCUUGAACAAGAGAAUCUCAAACUUCGACUUGAAAAUGCACAUUUAAAACAGGAAAAUGUUCAACUUCGUUGCCAGAUCUACGGUUCCGCAGAUAUGUCUAAUCCAUCAUCAUAA